Messenger RNA from Cladophialophora psammophila CBS 110553, 1665 nucleotides. RefSeq lists its product as uncharacterized. The record is from RefSeq and is a predicted model, not a curated record. The coding region runs from base 1 to 1665 and encodes 554 amino acids. The transcript is spliced from 3 exons. Lineage: Eukaryota; Fungi; Ascomycota; Eurotiomycetes; Chaetothyriales; Herpotrichiellaceae. Gene Ontology annotation, molecular function: CoA-ligase activity. Gene Ontology annotation, biological process: secondary metabolic process.
AUGGUUUCAAGCUCGCCGUAUCCUCUGAUCCAUAUUCCUAACGUUGAUCUGUGGGAAUUUCUGUUCGAACGUCAAGAUAGAGAAUGGCCCGACACCCAAACAAUCUAUGUCUCUCCCGACGAAGGACGGGUGUCUACAUUUUGUGAUGUUAAAGCAGAUGCCUUAAGGUUUGGUGCUUCUCUCGUGUCUUCGUGGAACUGGCAAAAAGGCGACGCUCUUAGCUUAUUUCUUUUCAAUUCCAUCCAUACCCCAGCGCUGAUAUGGGGCUGUCACUGGGCCGGAGGCGUUGUGGUGCCAUCAAGUCCAACGUGCACCGCAAGAGAAUAUGCCUUUCAGUUAGUUGACUCACGAGCAAAAGCCAUCGUUACCUCGGAGUCUCUUCUGCACACUGUGGUGAAUGCUGCCUGGUUCGCCCGUAUCCCCAAGGACAGAAUCCUGGUCGUGGAUGAAAGGACUAUUGGCGACUCCUACUUCAGCCGACCCUCUGAUAUACAGCAGCAUGACACUCCUGACGCCGUACUGAAACGACAUGUGAGGCUUGAUCCUACCCUAGACCAUGCCUUUAUAUGUUAUACCUCCGGCACAACGGGCUUGUCUAAAGGGGUUGCAUUAACUCACACCAACAUCAUCGCCAACGUCCUCCAGAAUCGGGCUUGUGAUGCGGAUUACUUGACGUGGAACGGAGGAGCAGCCGAUGGUCGGCCCGACAGAAUCAUGGCAUUCCUUCCGUUUUAUCAUAUUUACGGUCUCACUGCUCUCGUCCAUGUCGCCAUGUUCGCUGGACUUACCGCUGUUGUGAUGCCAAGUUUCGACUUGAAGAAGUUCUGCGAAUACGUUGAGAAGUACCAAGUGACGUUCUCUAACGUAGUACCUCCAGUGGUGCUACUUCUUGCAAAGCACCCUAUCGUUGAAGAGUACGACCUGAGUUCACUGAAAAUGCUAAUGAGCGGUGCCGCACCGCUCACAAAGGAUCUCGCUGAAUCCGUAUAUCAUCGGAUUGGAGUCCCCAUCAAACAAGGCUAUGGCCUCACAGAAACCAGUCCCACCACCCAUCUCCAGUCUUGGAAUUCCUGGAACCUAUACGGUUCAAUCGGCCAGUUGCUACCGAACCAAUUGGCCAAGUACGUCGAUUUACACGGCAACGAAGUUCCAAAGCGUCACAUUGGAGAACUAUGGAUCAAAGGACCGAACAUCUUCCGCGGGUAUGUGGGAAAUCCCUCUGCCACUCGGGACGCCUUUUCUCCCGAUGGCUUUUUUCGAACAGGGGAUAUUGGCUACGAGGAUGAGCAAGGGAACUUUUUCAUCACUGGCAGAAUAGGCGAAAUAUUCAAGGUCGAUGGCUACGACGUAUCACCUGCGGAGCUUGAAGGUCUCCUGCUUGGGCACCCGAAAAUCAAUGAUGUUGCUGUAAUGGGCAUCUACGAUGGCGAAACGUGCACAGAGCGCCCACGAGCCUAUGUUUUUCCCGUCUCAGGCGUUCAUCCCACUCCGGAGAUAGAGAGAGAGAUCUUCGAUUGGCUCAACGAGCGGGUGUCGUCUCAUAAACGGCUGACUGGUGGCAUAAGAUGGGUGAUGGGAAUCCCGAAGACCAGCAGUGGGAAGAUUCUUCGUAGAGUCUUGCGCGAUAUGGUGGAGGGAGCAGAGAAAAUCAGACCUCAGGUGUAG